UUACAGAAAAUGUUUCCUUGACUGAAGUAGUCCCAUUUACGCCCCGCCAUUACCGUCCGGAACAUCUGCCAAAAGACUCAUUGAAUGGGAAGCAAACCUUUUUCAACGUUUAGCCUACCACGUGACUAUCACAUCUUCUAUCUGGACUCCGCAAGCUGUCCUGGUAAUUUUAUCACAAAACCGAGGAGCUUGUGCAAACUGGUGCGCGUGGAAAAAGAUAACUAACGCCGAAGAUGGAUGUUGUGCAUUUUUCCAUUGGUAGUAUCUUGUCGAUUGCUCUUCAAGCGCUGUUGUUGUCUUCUUCAUAUGGUUCGUUGGAGCCCUACGACCUUUUAUACAACAAUGCCGUCGAAGCAUUUUACAGAAAAGACUAUAAAGAUGUGGUGCGACACAUGGAGGGUGCGCUCAGAAGCUACGCAGAAGUCCGCCAGACUAAAGUCCGAUGUCGGCUGAGAUGCCAGAACCAGCACCCGUUUGAUUCCGCCUCCAUGGACCUGCAGUUCUUUGACGUGGUUCUCCGAAGAUCCUAUUGUCAGAACGAGUGCAUUGAGGAAAAAGUUGGAACACAGUCCAUGCACAAAAUCAGCGAGGAUGUCAUCCAGGAUUUCCACAGACGAAUCCCGUACAACUAUCUUCAGUUGGCUUAUCAGAAGUUGAAACAGUUGGACAAGGCAGCAGCAGCGGCCCACACCUAUUUCCAGGCAAACCCGGAGAGCGUGGAGAUGGAUCAGAACCUGGAGCAGUACAAGGCUCUGGAGGGCACCGACCUGGACCACUUUGUGGACAGAGAGGCACGGCCACAUCAGCGGUCCUUCUCAGCGGGGGUGAAGCUGUAUGACAAUGCAAACUAUGAGGAGGCCAUCUCCCUGUUCGAGGAGGCCCUCCAGGAGUACUACAGGGCUGACGUGGAGUGUCGGGCCCUCUGCCAGGGGCCCCAGAGGUUCGAGGAGCAGGACCAUAUCCUCUACCGCUACAGCCUCUACCAACUGAUCUCAGACCACUUCACCCAGGUGCUGCACUGUGAACACGAGUGUGUUAGAGACCUGUCCACUCGGCCCGGUCGUCUGUCUCCCAUGGAGAACUACCUGCCUCUGCACUACGACUACCUGCAGUUUGCCUACUACCAGCUUAACAUGGUGGAGGAGGCCUUGGCGUGUGCCCAGUCCUACCUGCUGUUCCACGAGGGGGACGAGUUUAUGACAGAGAACGUGGAGUACUAUAGAGAGGCUAUAGGUCACGACCUCAAACCCCGGGAGAAGGCUGAGUGGUACCUGCGGCGCCAUGAGCAGGAGCUGGAGCUACUGAUGAUCGGCAGUGACAACAUGCACGUGGAGCUUACAGAGGGGCAUUAUUGGACCAGCACAGGAGGCAGAGAGGAUUCUAACCGGAUCCCUUCUGGUACUGAUGGAUGGAUGGAGUACGUGCCCAUCUCAGAGAAGAAGAACUUCACCCUGGCCCCGCCACAGGAGCUCAGAGAAGGAGGGCCCCUGGUGUAUGACAGUGUGCAGCUGAUCCAGAACUCACAGGCCCUGAACGGAACUCAGAGGGUUCUCCUGGAUGAUGUCAUGUCUGUGGAGGAGUGCGCCGAGCUCAAAAACCUGGCCCAUACUAUCACUAUGGCAGGAGAUGGAUACAGAGGGAAGAUGUCUCCUCACACACCCAACGAGAGGUUUGAGGGAGCCACUGUGUUAAAAGCACUGCAGUACGGCUAUGAGGGCCGUGUCCCUCUGAAGAGCGCUCGUCUGUUUUAUGACGUCAGCGAGAGGGCAAGGCGCAUCAUCGAGUCUUACUUCCUGCUCAACUCAACACUUCACUUCUCCUACACACACCUGGUGUGCCGUACCGCCAUCACAGGGCAACAGGACCAUAGAAAUGACUUGAGCCAUCCCAUCCACGCUGACAACUGUCUGUUAGACCCAGAGGCCAACGAGUGCUGGAAAGAAGCACCAGCCUACACCUACAGAGACUACAGUGCUCUGUUGUACCUGAACGGAGACUUUGAGGGCGGGGAGUUCAUCUUCACAGAAAUGGAUGCCAAAACAGUCACAGCUCAGGUGAAGCCAAAGUGUGGUCGUAUGGUGGGCUUCUCGUCCGGAGGGGAGAACCCCCAUGGGGUGAGGGCCGUCACCAGGGGGCAGAGGUGUGCCGUGGCCCUGUGGUUCACCUUGGACCCCCUCUUCAGAGAACUGGAGCGUCUACAGGCUGAUGAGGUGGUGCAGGCAUUGGACAACCAAAGCAGCCAAUCAAAGUGGGACACGAGCCUCAACAUCAACCCCAAAGAUGAGCUGUAGUAGCCAACCAACACCCAGCUCUGCAUCCCCCAAAUCUUUAUGUCUAUUUAUUUAAUGAAGUUUGGAUCAGAACAAUUUUAUUUUUGUACUGUUUGAUGUGCAAGGUUAUAUCGUUGUUGUUCUUAGUUUUGUUGUCGUCUUGGCUUUAGUGUUGUUGUGAUUUUUAUUUCUGUAAAUGCCAGUACUUGAGUUCCCAUUUGGGUCUUAGUUUUUCUCUCUGUUGGGUUGAAACCCAGUCGUUGUACCUCACACUUUAAAGUUUCAGGUAACUUCCAGGUCAUUUCCAGGUCACUUCCAGGUCACUUUGUGAUGAACUUUAAAGUUUCAGGUAACUUCCAGGUCACUUCCAGGUCAUUUCCAGGUCACUUUGUGAUUCAUAUACGAGGUUGUUUCAAUACCACCCUGUCCUACAUAUGUCCAGUUUUUACUGCACUGUGAACCAGCCAAAGAGAAGAAAGCCAGUUGACAUUGUUUCUCUCUGUUAGAAAAAAUAAAUAAAUAAUGUCUGUUUAUGCUUUGGUUUAUAACGUUUAAAACAUGCACUCAUAAAACAAUAUUUCUUUCAGGCGGUGUGAACACAGUAAAUGUUUAUCUAUUUAUUCAUUGAAAUAUUGUCUUGAAUAUGCAUUUACCGAGAGAAAGAUGUCGGGCAUUAUUUUUACAAACAGGGAGCUAUAAUCCUUUUCAGUGACGGACAGUAAUGUCUGAUCUUAUCUGUCCCGACUUUAUGUGCACUUCCUGUUUGUAGUGUGAUAAAGACGUCAUCCCUCCCUAGCUCUGGUCCAUGACGUUAGUGCAUCUUACUAGUGUUAGCAAGCCUUAGUAACGCCUCGGACCAGAGCUAAUCCCUCCGUUCAGUGUAAUCGAACACAGAGUAAGAUAACUGUUUACAAGUUAGCUGACACAAUGGUGUGUGUUUUAAAGAUCGACAGCUGCUAUUGCAAUUGUCGGCAUUUGAUAUUAGAACCUUUUUAAUAAAAGAUGUCAUUUAUUCCUGUUUAAAGGAAUUAUUAUUUUAUGGUGGCGUAAUAAGUGUCCUUUCCUUUCAAAACGUCCUCAUUUCAUGGGUAACAAUAGACAGGCAGGCACAUGCACUGUUAUAGUCCAAUGGAAAGAAUGUGCCUUGUGUGUGUACUGUGAUAUUUCAAUGAUACAACUGCUAACUAAAUGUAACUUAUCAUUUUAAGUUAAUAGAGUAGGGUUUUAGCUUAUCUUUUGAUAGGGAGGAUGGCCACUUGUGUCUAACUAAUAUUUAAAUAUGAAUUGCUGUAUCCAUCUCUGUUGUUGUAAUGUGUACUUAUAAAUUAAAAAGACUAUACUGCAUAAAA
Messenger RNA from Oncorhynchus mykiss (rainbow trout), 3619 nucleotides. Its product is annotated as prolyl 3-hydroxylase 2. The record is from RefSeq and is a predicted model, not a curated record. NCBI's taxonomy places the organism in Eukaryota, Metazoa, Chordata, Actinopteri, Salmoniformes, Salmonidae. Gene Ontology annotation, cellular component: endoplasmic reticulum. Gene Ontology annotation, biological process: collagen metabolic process. Gene Ontology annotation, molecular function: iron ion binding; L-ascorbic acid binding; protein binding.